AGAGCAACGUCAACUUCCUCAGUCUGCGUAGAGCGGUUUAGAGCAGUUAUUAGAUGGUACACUUUUAGAUCUAUUUUUAGCUAUUAAAAUGGAUCUGGUUCUGUAUAUUGGAGCUGCAUGUAUUCUGCUCAUACUUAUAGUGUUUGCUGUGAAAGUUCGUGGACGGACGGAAGAAGCAGCGGACCUUGAAGACCAUCAGAAUGUCAUGGCUCGAGUGGCAGCACGUCCGCAGGUGGCAGAAGAGCGGGCAGCUGGGAUGCCCCGUCGCCGUAGAAACCUUCAGAGCAGAAUAAGUGCCCAACAACGAGCUCAGCGGGAUCCAUCAGACAACGAGGACAGUCCUGUGGAACCUGAUGAGAAUCAAGAGGACAGACAAGCAUCUGAAGAACGUCCUCAGGCUGCUGGAAAAGUUGGAGCAAAGAAACAGAGGAAGCUGGAGGAGAAACAGGCGCGGAGAUCUCAGAGAGAGGCUGAGCUGGAGGAACGAGAGGAGAGGAAGAGGAUGCAGGAACUCCGAGAACAAGAGAGACAGAAAGAAGAUGAGAAGGAGAGACUGCAAGAGCAGAAACAGGAGGAAGAGUUACAGCGAGCCAAAGAGGAGCAGGAGAGGAGAGAGGAGGAGGAGUACCAGAGGCUGAAGGAGUCGUUCGUGAUUGAGGAACAGGGGGAGGCAGAGGAGCUCACAGAAAAUGAGUCUCGCAGCCUGCUGCAAGAGUUCAUCCAAUAUGUCAAGACAUCUAAAGUGGUUUUGCUGGAGGACUUGGCAUCACACUUCAGCAUGCGCACACAGGAUGCUAUUGCCAGACUUCAAGACUUAAUCGCAGACGGCUCCCUUACAGGGGUGAUCGAUGACAGAGGGAAGUUUAUUUUCAUCACGCCAGAGGAGCUGAAUGCUGUGGCUCAGUUUAUCAAACAGAGAGGAAGAAUCUCCAUCUCAGAACUCGCACAAGCCAGUAACACUCUCAUAAACCUCACGCCUGAGAUACAGAGUAACGCGUGAGAUUAAAUACUGUUGGACCCGGUGCGAGGGACAUCUGAACCUAAAAUGAAAGUUGUCUUUGUAAAGUCCUGUAAAUAAAGUGGGAUGCUAUUCA
This is a messenger RNA of Xyrauchen texanus (razorback sucker), 1094 nucleotides long. RefSeq names its product DDRGK domain containing 1 (gene ddrgk1). The transcript has 9 exons. The record is from RefSeq and is a predicted model, not a curated record. Bases 89 to 1000 code for a protein of 303 amino acids. NCBI's taxonomy places the organism in Eukaryota, Metazoa, Chordata, Actinopteri, Cypriniformes, Catostomidae.